This is a messenger RNA of Purpureocillium lilacinum, 279 nucleotides long. NCBI's taxonomy places the organism in Eukaryota, Fungi, Ascomycota, Sordariomycetes, Hypocreales, Ophiocordycipitaceae. The record is from RefSeq and is a predicted model, not a curated record.
AUGAAUUGCAAGAUGGAGCCGCGGUUUUUUUCCGGUAUUGGACGGAUACUGGAAUCGGAGAUUCGCAGUUGGGAGGCUUCACGUUAUCGACAGGGAUGUAUUUAUGUACGCGCAGAGAUACCACGGGGACGGGGCGGGUUGGGUCCGGUGCAUAAGCCAAUUAAAGAUUUGGCAUGCUCUUUUAAAUUUGGCCAAGACUGGCGCAUGGGAAGGAUUAAGUGCUCUUUGUUUUCAAGUUCACACACUCAUGUCGCCUUUAUAGCUGACGGGUUGAAGUGA